This is a messenger RNA of Rotaria sp. Silwood1, 1833 nucleotides long. Lineage: Eukaryota; Metazoa; Rotifera; Eurotatoria; Philodinida; Philodinidae. The record is from the annotation of a GenBank genome assembly.
AUGCAAACAAGUAAAAAGUUUAGUUUAAAUGAACGAAUCGAACAUUUUAUGUCCCAAUUAUUGAUUGAAUUAUUAUCAAAUGAAGCAUCUAUGAAUAGUCGAACAAUAAAAAUAUUACGAAUCAUUGUCAUGGAUUUCGUCUUUCUGGAUUUAGCAAGACAAAAAUCUCAACUUAGUACAACAAACAAUGUAAAUCAACAAUUCGAAAUCAAAUUAUAUGAAUUUCCACAAAAUUUUCAGAAUCUAUGCAUGGUCAUCGAUAUUAUUAAUGCAAUGACAGAUGAAACAAAACAAACACAAUAUCCUGAAUUGUUGAUCAUACAAUCAUACGAUAUGUUGGAUGAAACUCUCCCAUUCACUUUAGAUGAUAUUGCAAUUUCAAACUAUUAUUUUGAUCAUACAUCUGAUCUACAACUGAUUAGUCUAAUGAACAAUGAUGCAUUGAUUGAACAUUCAUUCAGUGAAUUCAUUCAUAGUCUAGCAAUCGAUAAUAUGCCAAAUUUGACACGUUUCGAACUCUAUCCAUCCUUAUUGAAUAUCCCAGUAAAUUGUAUACAAAAUCGUGCAAAACUGUUUCAUCUAUUCGAGAUAUUUGUCGAAAAAUUUUUAUCACUUCUUGAUUUCAGUUUGUCUCCGAAGACAAGUAUUCUUACAGAUAAAAUUCGAAUAGUCAAAAAUUAUUUAUCAAAUAGGAAAAGAAUUCAAUGGUUUGAACACUCAUUGAUAGAAACGAAAGCAAAUCAAUUUUCUACUUUUCCUACUAUACAAUUUGAUUUUGUGAAAGCAAAUGGUACUGAAAAUAAUGAACAACGUACUACAUUCUAUCAAGGUUAUGAACAAUUACAUGAAAAUGCUCAUCUAUUAUUUAGAAAUGAUGAUAGUCAACGACUUUGGGAAGCACAAUAUAUUGGAAUGCAUAGUAUCGAUCAUGGUGGGCCUUAUCGUGAUUCAAUCACAAGUAUGUGUUCUGAUAUAUGUAGUACACGAUUGCCAUUAUUUAUUUUAUGUCCAAAUGGUCGAACAAAUAUUGGUUUGAAUCGUGACCGAUGGAUUCCAAAUGUAUUUCCACCGAAUCAAUCAAUUCCAAUUGAAAUCAAAAAACAAUAUCAAUUUAUUGGACAAUUAAUGGGUAUGGCAAUAAGAAGAAAACAUCAUCUAGAUUUAAAAUUUCCCAAUUUAUUAUGGAAACAAUUACUAGAAGAACAAAUAACUAUGAAGGAUAUUGAAGCAAUCGAUAUACAAAGUUUUGCAAUUAUUAAAGAAAUGGAAAAUAAUAUAAAACAAAAUAAAUCUAUCGAUAUUGGCAGUGAUACCAAUUAUUUGUUUAGUAGUAUUAUGAGUGAACUUCGAUUUGAUAUUGUUAGUUCAGCUGGACAUACAUAUGAACUGUUUCCUGGUGGUAAAGAUAUUCCAAUAAUAGCCAAUAAUUUCAAUGAAUACUGUACAUACUAUCGUGAAUAUCGUCUAAAUGAAUUUCGUCGACAAAUUGAAUAUAUUCGUCAAGGUUUAUGUAGUGUCGUACCGAAUAAUUUGAUGACAUUACUUACAGCUAGUGAAUUAGAAGAGGCCGUAUGUGGAAAACAUCAAAUCGAUAUUGCUUUACUGAAACGAAAUACUCAGUAUAAUAAUUCCAAUUUAGAAACUCCAUAUAUUCAACGAUUCUGGAAAGUUUUAAUUGAAAUGUUUGAUGAUGAGCAGAGAAAAUUAUUUUUAAAAUUCGUUUGGGGAAGAAAUACAUUGCCAAGUGGAGAUGAAGAUUUUAGAGAAAAAUUUUCAAUCAAUUUAUUAAUGAGAAAUGAAUAUGAGGCAGAUAUAAUGCUUCCACGUAAGUAG